AUGACGAUGCUGUCGCUGGUGCUCCUGGUGCUGCUUGUUCCGAUCUCGACGAGCGGCGAGAAAAAAGUGCCCGAAGUGAAGACCAGCAACGAAGUGUCGAAGGUGGACGAGUAUCUGACGAGGAGUUUCGACUGGAUCGGCGAGAGGUUUUUGGGGAUAUUGGACUCGUUCGUUCCUAGCGAGAGAAGCGGACGCGCUAAUAGUGUUGAGGGACGAAGGCGUAAGAAGCUAAAACUAAACAAGUACGUCUUCCCCCUGAUCGUCGGCUUCCUCCUCAUCAAAUCGGUAAUCCUACCACUGACGCUAAAGGCUCUGGCAAUUCUCAGCGGUAAAGCGGUAGUGUUGAGUCUUAUGAGCCUGAUCCUGGCGGCCAUUAUCGGCUUGCGCAGCGUGGCGAACGGCGGCAUCACACCGGCGCAGAGCAAAAUCGACCUGGUGAACGUUCCCUUGACCAAGUACAGGAGGAAAGAUGUCUUGGAUCACGCGGUGGAGCAAUUCGACGACGAUCCUUAUCGAUACUACGGCGAACGGCGAAGGAGGAGAAGAUAG
Molecule: messenger RNA, 549 nt
Organism: Nasonia vitripennis (jewel wasp)
Lineage: Eukaryota; Metazoa; Arthropoda; Insecta; Hymenoptera; Pteromalidae
Gene: Osi13
Exons: 2
Coding region: 1-549 (182 amino acids)
Source: RefSeq, a predicted model, not a curated record